Folsomia candida is the source of this 3049-nucleotide messenger RNA. RefSeq names its product ABC transporter G family member 23. Bases 1104 to 2909 code for a protein of 601 amino acids. The transcript has 15 exons. Gene Ontology annotation, molecular function: ATP binding; ABC-type transporter activity; ATP hydrolysis activity. Lineage: Eukaryota; Metazoa; Arthropoda; Collembola; Entomobryomorpha; Isotomidae. Gene Ontology annotation, cellular component: membrane. The record is from RefSeq and is a predicted model, not a curated record.
UGUUGUCCGGAAUAACAAUAUUAUUCCAGUGUUUUUUAAUCAUUAAUCAAAUUAGAGCUAUACACAUGUGCAAAUAACUAUUUAAUACGCCCGUCAGAUAUAAGAAUUUUAAGUCAAAGCAAGUUUCCAAAUAUGCAAAAUGAAAAUCUAAUCUAUAUAACGUGUGUGAGGUAUGCCAAGAGAAUUUAUAUAUAACUCUCACGACAUUUAUUGGCAUAUACGGCAUAUACAAAACUUUACACAUGUCACGUGACAUCUGACCACCUACCCCCCCCCCUCGUGAUAAUUGGUGACAAAUUUCAGACCCCCUCCCCCCCUCUAAUCGAUCACGUGAUUUAUGGACGCUCCCUUAUCUUUUCCUAGAGUGCUGGAGUCAGUGGAAUGAUGAUAUACUUAACAGACAAACUUUUUCUGACAAAGUAACAAUAAGUGAAAUCAAGUUGAUUAGUUUUGAGCAAAAAUACCGGUGUUCGGUGUUCGUGCAUAUGUAAUUGAAAUAUAAAUAUGUAAAUAUGCACAUAUAAAGUAUUUAUGUACUUAAAUUAAUCCUUGGAAAUUUAUAAGUCUGUAUAGUUUGUGGAGAUGCAUAUUACAGAUAUAUGUAUCGGCAUACUAAUUAUUACACAUGUAUUUAUGUGAGUGAUUAAAUGUUUCUCACCAUAAGUACAUAUUAAAUAGAUCUGUUUUACAUAAUUGUAUUUAAUUAUGGUUGCAGGGUGCAACUUUAUAGCUGUGCUUUAUGUAAAAAAAUAUACAUUUUUAACUUUCGCCCGGAUUACCUUCAGAACUGAUAUUGUAUAACUUUCAAUUGUCUGCCAGCAUUGUGUAUUAAUCAUUCUAUACGCUGAAAAUAUAUGUUUUUAAUCUAAUUCAGUCAAAUAAAAUAAUGUCCGUCUCAAUCAAAAACGGGUUCAAAAGAUUCGGAAAUGGGAAUUUGGUUCUUCGCAAUAUAAACGUCAGUGUAUGCAGUGGAGAAAUGUGCUAGUGGUUGCGGCAAGACGACAUUGCUCUCAUGCAUCGUGGGAUUACGCAAACUUGAGUCUGGUCAAGUUAACGUGGGCAAUCAACCCAGACCCGGCAAUCUUGGCAGUUUUUGCGGAUAUAUGCCCCAAGAGACUUCACUUUUAAGUGUGCUGACGAUCCGAGAGGUUUUAAAGUAUUUUGGACUCCUUUAUGGCAUGGACAUGCAAGAAAUAGAGCACAGGACACAUUUCCUGUCAGAUAUGCUUGACCUGAAUCAACUGGACGUAGUAGUUAAUAAGUUGAGCGGUGGCCAGAAAAGGAGGGUGUCCUUGGCCGCGGCAAUGAUUCAUAAUCCAGCCCUACUAGUGCUUGACGAACCAUGCGUUGGAUUGGAUCCAUUGUUGCGACAGAGGAUUUGGGAGUUCCUCACCGAAAUUUCUCGAAAACAAGGGAAAACCGUGAUAAUUUCAACCCAUUAUAUCGAAGAGACGAAAUUUUGUGACAAAAUAGGUUUUUUACGAGGUGGUCGUCUUUUAGUGGAGGACAGUCCGACAUCGUUGCUGGCCAGGUUUCAAUCCACCAAAUUACCCGACGUCUUUACCCAGCUUUGCAGAAAUGACGAAAAUAUGUCUCAUCAUUACGAAAAGAAGUUUGAAUUGGUCAAUAAUCAGCGAUUUUCUGAGAAUUUAGCACCCAUGGAGCAUCUCCCGGACAAGAUGUCUUCUUUGAAUAUUAGACGAAACAAUGCGUCCAUUUUCCACGCUUUAUUUUCAAAGUGGUGGCAUCGAACUAGACGGGAUUGGAGAUUAUAUAUUGGACAACUUGGGAUUCCUAUUCUGUGCGUUUUCUUCAUGCAAAAUAUAAUAGGCCGAGAACCGAACAGAAUCCCGGUCAGUCUCGUUUACAAUAACGCAGAACUCUGUGAGAAUCUCAAGCAUUUGAAUUCUUCAAACGAAUGCUUUUCCAACAUCGGAGUUUGCAAUUUACUUGAUAAAUUCGAUGAUGAAUUCAUUUGGAUUCCCACAAAUUCAUAUGAAGAUGGCGUUGAACAAAUAAAAGUAGGACGGACUAGACUGCUCAUUGAGUUUCCCGCCAAUUACGAAACUCAUUUCCAGCAUAGAAUUAUCUAUCGUCAUUUUGCUAGUAAUGAAUCCCUUCAAGGAUCAACGAUCUCGGUCCGCAUAAUGGAAUCAGGCUUGAUUUUGUCAAUGUGGGCAAGGAAAUUGAUCCUUGAAAGGUAUAUAAUUUACCUCCAAAAUAUUAUGUUGGCCUGCUCGAUCAGCGACGACGUUAUCAAGCCACCACUUCAGUUCCGCUCAAUCUACGGGAGUUCAGAAACAUUAGACUUGCUUCCGUAUAUGCAGCUUGGCCUCCUAAUUUUGUUAAUGUUUAUAAUGCCAAAGUGCCUCGGAAUACUCUGGAUGGAAGAUAAAGUAGCCGGCCUAGAGGACAGAGAUUAUGUGACGGGCGUCUCUCUCUGGCAUCGACUCAUUGUCAACACCGUCACUCAAAGUUUCAUGAUUUUUAUGCAAAUUGCAAUUUUCUUUGGAUUAUUCUGUGGCGUGUACGGCAUGGAGAUCAAAGGGCCAUUGUUGCACGCGGUGGGUUUAGUCUACACGAUUGCCCUAUGCUCAGUGACGAUUGGUUUUUUGACUAGUACCGUUUGCGAGGGAACACUGGAAGCUAUAUUUAUCACUAUUGUAGUAUCAACUAGCCAACUGUUUUCGUCAGGAAUUUUGUAUUCGACGGAAUUGGCUCCUCCGCUUGUCCGUACAGUCUUCCAUUGGAUGCCGCUAACUGAUGCAAUUGAAGCGUUGCGGUCAAUUUGUACGAGAGGGUGGGAUAUUAGUCAUCCGGUCGUUUGGAUAGGAUUUCUACCAGCGAUUGGGGGGAUAUUAAUUUCUGUAGCGUUUUCCUUUCUGGCGGGACGAAUGAGGUAUAAGUAAAAUUUGGAUGUACAUAGUGACAAUUGUACGCCUACAUACAUACGUGCAUACAGUACAGUAGAUACUUUUAAACAUUUUAAUAUAAACCUAAAAUUUAAUUAAGUAUGUUAAACAACAUUUUUUGUCCGAAAUAAAAUUUA